GGUCGUCUCAUUUUCAUUCCCGCUCCCUUCAGCCGCGACUAACCCCCCCCCACUACGGCCCCACCUUUUAUUGCCGUGUUGACAUCCCGGGUUACUUAUGAUACAAGGCGAGCCAGCAGCCAUAUUUCGCUGAUCGUGGCCGACGGAAGCGGACCCGAGGGGGGGCUCUCCUCAUCUUAUUGAUGAGACGAGGCAACCAAGGAUCAGUAUUGUCUAAGUCACCUACCCUGGGGCCUGCCCUGUACUCAUGCUAUUCUGGUCCCUCAAUCUGAUUUCUAUCGGCGUCCACCGAUCUUUCAAAGCCAAUGACAAGCCAAGAGGUUGCCCACUCUCUAGCCUCUGCGCCUUUAAGGGAAAUGUAAAUGAUGACAGCUUUAAUAAAGUUGCACUUCCCGAUGUUCCUGCCGUUGGAUGCUACUAGCGCGGCCCUGGUGUCUUACUGUUCCAGCUAUCUCUCCCUCGGUAUUAUUAUAUAUAUUCUAAACGAGUUAAAUUAAUACUUAAUACCCAACCUACUUAGCACUGGACACGAACAUUCCCUUAUUCUAGCCUCACGUAUCACCCAUGUUUGAGAAAGUUUACCUAUCAACACAUAUGUAAAUACUCGGGUUGUGACACUAAUUUUAAUCGUUGACUCUUAUUCAAUACGGCGUUAGUUGUUUCUACUAUCUAUACAUCAUCGAUUUUCACUUCCUUCUAUCUGGAUCUUCAGUCGAUUAUCAGGAGCGAUGGAUAAUCAGACUUCAAAGAAGUCUACUUCGCCGCAUUAUGAUAUUGUGAUUAUUGGGGCUGGUCCCGUAGGGCUCAUGCUUUCGACGUGCCUCGCGAGAUGGGGUUAUAAAAUCAAACACAUUGACAAUCGAGCCGAGCCUACACCCACGGGUCGCGCAGAUGGCAUCCAGCCUCGAUCCCUAGACCUCCUUCGCAAUAUGGGCCUAAAGUCUGCCAUCAUGGCUCAUAAGCCCGCGCGCGUUUUUGAAGUAGCCUUUUGGGACCCACCCAAAAACGGCAAAGGCAUCGUUAGAACAGGCACUUGGGCCAGCUGUCCUAGUUUUAUUGAUGCGAGAUAUCCUUUCACCACACUGGUACAUCAGGGUCGAAUAGAACGUGUAUUCAUCUCAGAUCUAGAAAAGAACGGCGUUCAGAUCCAAAGGCCAUGGACUAUUAAGGGGUUUAAGUCGGAUGGCAAAGUAGAUCCGGAGUAUCCCGUUGAAGUACAUUUGGAACAUGUCGACGGACAUCAUCGAGAAUCGGUUCGAGCUAAAUACUUGUUUAGCGGCGAAGGCGCUAGAUCAUUUGUCAGAGACCAAUUGGGAAUCAAGAUCACGCAUAAGGAUCCCAUUACGCAUGUUUGGGGUGUUAUUGAUGGCGUUGUUAAGACCGAUUUCCCAGACAUCAAGAUGAAAUGUACUAUACACUCCGGACAUGGCUCGAUAAUGGUUAUUCCUCGCGAAGAUAACAUGGUCCGGCUAUACAUACAGAUCGCAUCAUCUACGGAUGCAGACUGGAGUCCGCGUAAGACAGCUACUGCGGAACAAGUUCAGGCCUCCGCGAAGAAGAUUCUCCAUCCAUACCUCAUCGAAUGGGAACAUGUGGAAUGGUACUCGGUAUAUCCUAUCGGACAAGGCAUUUCAGAUAAAUACACAAUUGAUCACCGUGUGUUCCUGGGCGGCGAUGCUUGUCAUACUCAUAGUCCAAAAGCUGGUCAAGGAAUGAACACAGCAUUUCUCGAUGCCCUCAAUCUCGCCUGGAAAAUCCACGCCGUCGAAGCUGGAUUCGCUGAUCGAGCCAUCUUAACAACGUACGAAACUGAACGCAAGGACGUUGCAGAAACUCUGCUCUCAUUUGACAACAAAUAUGCCAAACUAUUCUCGCAACGGCCGCCUGCUGCAAAAGAGGUACAGGCCGCCUCGGAGCAGACGGAUGCGCAGGCCGAAGAUAAUGCCUUCGUUAGGACCUUCAAGGAGUCUUGCGAAUUUACUAGUGGAUAUGGUGUGGCCUACAAACCCAAUGCGCUAAACUGGUCUCCAGAUCACACAGCCAAGUCCUCUUUAAUCAAUCCUCGAGGAAGCAAACUACGAACGGGUCGGAUUAUGAUCAACGCCAACGUCACGAGGGUUGUCGACGCAAAUGUUGUGCAUUUAGAACAAGAAGUUCCUCUCAACGGCGCGUUCCGUAUCUACAUCUUCGCCGGGGAGCCUGCGGUAACCUCUAGGGCAUUGGAGGACUUUGCCCUUCGCCUCAGCAACAAGGGUUCAUUUUACAGUUCCUAUCUUCGACCGGACAUUGACUCGGUCUCGCACCACGAGACGCACAACCCUCACAGCCUCUUCUUUACUAUAUGUACCGUUUUUGCUGCCCAACGGAGUCAGAUCGAGAUCACACGGGACGUACCGAACCUCCUUUCUCGUUACCGCGACCACAUAUAUGCUGAUGACAGAUGGGACCGCCGCGUACCUGAUGCAAAGGCCACCGCCCACGCCAAGAUGGGAUUUGACGAGAAAAGAGGCGGGGUCGUCGUCGUUCGACCCGAUGGCUACGUGGGUAUCGUAACGAGCUUAGUUGAAGGCUCUGGGACCGUGGACGCAUUAAACGAGUAUUUCGGUACUUUUUGCACAAACAAGUUGGGUGAGAAGAUGGCCCAGCUAUAAAACAUUGUGUUACCCCUUCAGUAGAGGUCUCGGCAUUUCGAUAUAAGCCUAUAAGUGCAAAGAUGGUUCUUUAUUACCCUUAUAUAUUUUAGACAUACAUUAGGUACCCAAGCAUGUAUGUAGGUAUUAGCAAUACCCCGUAAGAUUGCUAAAUAGUUAUGAAUUUAUACUACACUGAUUUACAGAAAUACCACAGAGCAUCAUUUACAGAGUCAAUGCAUGGCCCAGGGGGCUACAUGUAAACAUCCUCAUAUAAUGUCAAUCGGAUGGAAGGAGCACGUAUGUAUCCUUCAAAAGCUGGGGAGAGCAUUAGGCAUCUAUGGGGUACAUAGGUAUAUAGGUA
Daldinia decipiens is the source of this 2994-nucleotide messenger RNA. Its product is annotated as FAD binding domain-containing protein. NCBI's taxonomy places the organism in Eukaryota, Fungi, Ascomycota, Sordariomycetes, Xylariales, Hypoxylaceae. The transcript has 4 exons. The record is from RefSeq and is a predicted model, not a curated record. Gene Ontology annotation, molecular function: FAD binding. Bases 729 to 2651 code for a protein of 640 amino acids.